UCAUUCUUCUCAGAACAGAGCACCAACACAGAUCAUAUCAUCGUCGCCAUGGCCACCUCUGCCAUCCAACAAUCAGCAUUUGUCGGACAGACUGCAUUGAAGCAGGCAAACGAGCUUGUCCGCAAGGCUGGUGCCUCCGGCAAUGGCCGCUUCACCAUGCGCCGCACCGUCAAGAGCGCUCCUCAGAGCAUCUGGUACGGACCUGACCGUCCCAAGUACUUGGGUCCCUUCUCCGAGCAAAUUCCAUCGUACCUGACCGGUGAAUUUCCCGGCGACUACGGGUGGGACACCGCCGGAUUAUCGGCAGACCCCGAGACCUUUGCGAGAAACCGUGAGCUGGAAGUGAUUCACUGCAGAUGGGCCAUGCUCGGCGCUCUGGGAUGCGUCUUCCCUGAAAUCCUAGAGAAGAACGGCGUCAAGUUCGGCGAGGCAGUGUGGUUCAAGGCCGGCGCCCAGAUCUUCUCCGAGGGCGGGCUCGAUUAUCUUGGCAACCCAAACCUCAUCCACGCUCAGAGCAUCCUCGCCAUCUGGGCCUGUCAGGUGGUGCUCAUGGGAUUCGUUGAAGGGUACAGGGUUGGUGGAGGACCUCUCGGAGAAGGGCUUGACCCGAUCUACCCAGGAGGUGCUUUUGACCCGCUUGGUCUGGCCGACGACCCGGAUGCAUUUGCAGAGUUGAAGGUGAAGGAAAUCAAGAAUGGGCGAUUAGCAAUGUUCUCCAUGUUUGGAUUCUUCGUUCAGGCCAUCGUCACCGGCAAGGGUCCUAUCCAAAACCUUUAUGAUCACGUUGCCGAUCCUGUUGCCAACAACGCUUGGGCUUAUGCCACUAACUUCGUCCCCGGACAAUGAAGAUAGAUAGAUUCGCCCCUCAAUUCUUCUGCUACAAUUACUAAUCGUGUAAUGUAAUCACACCUAUCACUAGUUGCGUAAUUACCCUAGCAGAAGAAUCUGUACCAGAGUGGUUUCGUAUUAUUAGUGGAAUUUACAUGUUGAAUAUUUUUUUUCA
Prosopis cineraria is the source of this 1003-nucleotide messenger RNA. Its product is annotated as chlorophyll a-b binding protein 151, chloroplastic. Gene Ontology annotation, cellular component: chloroplast envelope; chloroplast thylakoid membrane; plastoglobule. The transcript has 3 exons. NCBI's taxonomy places the organism in Eukaryota, Viridiplantae, Streptophyta, Magnoliopsida, Fabales, Fabaceae. Gene Ontology annotation, biological process: response to light stimulus; photosynthesis, light harvesting in photosystem I. The record is from RefSeq and is a predicted model, not a curated record. Bases 49 to 846 code for a protein of 265 amino acids.